AUGCAAGAGCAGCUUCACUGCUCCCAACUGACUUACCUCAUGCAGGCAGGUGUACUGAACAUGGUACGGGGCCACUUUCUCUUCGCCCUUGAUCUCCACGGAGAUGUGGAGACGAAUUGCACCGGAAACAGCACUUUUGUCAGUCCUCUUCUCUGUCCCCGAAAGGCAGAUGGCAUGAGAGGCAAGAGAAGAAGAACAGUAAGAAUAGAGUAA
Messenger RNA from Protopolystoma xenopodis, 213 nucleotides. The record is from the annotation of a GenBank genome assembly. Lineage: Eukaryota; Metazoa; Platyhelminthes; Monogenea; Polystomatidea; Polystomatidae.